Messenger RNA from Centruroides sculpturatus (bark scorpion), 1592 nucleotides. RefSeq lists its product as uncharacterized. Gene Ontology annotation, molecular function: metal ion binding. Lineage: Eukaryota; Metazoa; Arthropoda; Arachnida; Scorpiones; Buthidae. The transcript is spliced from 2 exons. Bases 70 to 600 code for a protein of 176 amino acids. The record is from RefSeq and is a predicted model, not a curated record.
CACGUGUGGCGCUGCGGAAUUUGAGUGUCGGCUUGAGCGCGUAUCCUUGACAACGUCCAAAAUGACUUGAUGGCGUCUUUAGUGGCCGAUUACGGUUCGGAAAGCGAAGAAGGAGGAGAAGAAGAAGAGGAAAGGUUGCCAUGUGUCUCAAAGACAGAAGAGGUUCCCGAAAAACUGCCAAGUCCAAAAUUUUUGAAGGACGGCCAAGAGACACAAGAGUCCGGCACGCGUUCCGUAUUUUCUAAUCCAUACAGAGAAGCCGAAGAAGCCCAGAAAUCGCUUUUGGAAAAACACGUCAAGAUGACUUCGGUCGAAAAACAGAGCACAUUAAAUGGGAAACAGAUAUGCUGGAACUUCCGAAAAGGAAAAUGCAGAUUCGGACACAAUUGCAAAUUUGCGCACGACAGCGACGCUCCCGUAGACAACCGGGCAAAUUUGGCACCGUUGUCGGCGACCAACGGAGAGAUUCACGAUGGCAGUGUAAAACCAAAACACAAAACAAAAAAGAGCGGCAAGCGUCCGGGCCUGUCGGAUGGACUCGUUCCCUCAAAAAAAGUAAUGAAAAUGUAUCGACAGAAUGCAAAUCUAUCCAAAGUAUAAAUCUAUUGCAUGUUGGAAAACCGAUUUUCCAAAGAUACUCGUCGCAGAGUAACUCCAUUUUUUCUAGUGAUACGUCAAAAGGAAAUUGCUGCUAAUGCAAGCUAAAUAUCAAUUUUUGAAUUUUUAUCAAAUUAACAGAACAUAAAUGCAUUUCAGCUCUAUCUUAGCACAAAAGUAGAAUGUUCAUUAUUACACUUCUCAUUCUUUCUAUCAGCUUCUCUAUCACAAAAAUCAUUUGAGGACGUAGAUUAGGAUAUUGAUAAUUUCCAAAAGAUAAUUUUUUGACUAAAAAUUAAUAGUUUAAAAUUAAACCAAACGGCAAGUAGUUUAACAUGAGUCAUUUAUUGCAUCGAGCAGUCUGAAAGGAUUAAAAAUGACCUUUUUACCCAUUUGAUCACCAUGACAUAAAAUUUUUUUAACAAAACAUUCUUAGUUGUAAUAGCAUUGUUUAUAAAUAGCAUAUGGCUUGCUUUUUACAGUGACAAAAUGCUUAUUUUAGGAAUACAUAAAAAAUUUCAUAACACAUAACUUAGCUUAUAAAUUUCAAAAAAUGCAUUUUUUUUAUCUGCAGAUUGUUCUCGACUACACACAGAUAGUCAAUUAUAUAAAUGCACAUAUCAACUUAAAAUUACUAUGUAGUUAAAACCAUUUAAUAAGCACUCUACCCGCUAGACGAUGCUAAUUAUCAAAUAUCUCUCACUACAAUCUUUCAAUCUCGGUCACAUAUCGUCGACAUACGAAAACCUCAUUCUUCCUAAUGCAUUACAAGAUUUCGUCUUUACGUAGCGGCAGAACGUACAGAGAAAAAUAAAUUACUUAAAUAUAUCAAAACAAGAAAAUAUUUGGAAGAAAGCAUUUCUGUUGAAAGUCUUUGUAACAUUAUUUUUUUAAAAAAUAUCAAAAUGUUUAUCAUCGUCAUCAAAAUAUUUACAUUUAUGUAAUUUAGCGUUUUUAAACUCAGGUAUUUAUUAGCAUAUCAAUCAUGUUUCCAG